UUCAUUUCAUUUUUUUAGCUAUUUAUUCACUAACAAAGAGCCUCCACCACCUCUCUCUCUCUCUCUUUCUCUCUCUGUUUUGAAAAAAUGCUUUAUCUGAUGAACUGAGAUUGGUGGCUUUUUGCAAACACAAGGGUGGGCGCACACACUCUGUGAUCUUUGAUAUGAAAACCUCAAAAUCUGAUCUUGGAGUGGAAACAUCCACAGAGAAUGAUUGUGAAGCUAUCAACAUGUCAAUUCAAGACAGCAGCAGCCUAAUCGAGCCCAGCUCCGGCUCAAUCUCCCUCGACCUAUCACUAACCUUCAAGUCGAGCCAGGACGCAGGCACGGACUCUGUGGGAUUCUCCUCAUCAAGCACAAGUGGGAGCACGAACGAGCCCCCUCAAACCCGGACCACAGCGCCUUCACCAAGAGCAUUCCCGUGCAACUUCUGCCAGAGAAAAUUCUACAGCUCGCAGGCACUGGGAGGCCACCAAAACGCGCACAAACGCGAGAGAACACUAGCAAAACGCGCUGUCAGAAUGGGCGUCUUCUCAGACAGAUAUGCCGGCCUGGCUUCCCUCCCUCUACAUGGAUCUCCAUUCAAGUGCCUAGGAAUCAAGUCACACGCCUCCGUGCACCACCAAUUCCUGCCUCUAGCUAGGCCACCAGAACAUUCUCGGAUCACCCCAAGAUUCGGAGAUGCUUACCUCUUCCAGCCUAUCUACAUGGAGCAGGAGGAGGAGGAAGGCGAUCACCUCGUGUGGCCGGGUAGUUUUUGCGCUGACAUGUCCUCGCCUACGAAUUUUGUACAUGAUGCAACUUCACAUGUCACUUAUCUAGAUAAAACAGCAGCAUUUGCCUCAGAAUCGACGCCAGACCUCACGCUCCGGCUAUGACAGCUCGGUGUUGAGUCAAUCAAACUGUAGUGUAGUGUGUGCAUCUUUCAGCUUCAAUGUGUGAGUGACUCUGUUUUUUUUUUCUAGAUAUGUUAGCAAGAUUGGCUGAACCUUCUAAUUUUCAUGAAACUUGAUCUGUAUAAAUGAGAUUUGACCA
Salvia hispanica is the source of this 1035-nucleotide messenger RNA. RefSeq names its product zinc finger protein 4-like. NCBI's taxonomy places the organism in Eukaryota, Viridiplantae, Streptophyta, Magnoliopsida, Lamiales, Lamiaceae. The record is from RefSeq and is a predicted model, not a curated record. Gene Ontology annotation, biological process: negative regulation of abscisic acid-activated signaling pathway.